GUAGCUAUAACUUAGAUUGUGCACAGUAACCAGGUCAGCAUGUGAUAACUGUCCCUGCAUAACACCGCGUUGCCGUCUACACACAUAGCGGAGCCUAGAGCACACCCGUAUUGUCAGGUAUCAGAAUGUGGACAGGAAUGAGGUUUGCGCUUGUGGCUUUGUUGGCGGUGUUUCAAAUUGCGAGGCUACAGAAAGUGUCAACUCUAAAUGGCCUUCUUCUGGGACAACGUUUGUCAGUGCUAGGCAAAUCUCUUGACGUAUUCUAUGGAAUCCCAUACUCUAAGCCCCCUCUGGGCGACCUCCGCUUCAAGUACCCCCAGCCUUCAGAGUCUUGGGGACCGGAAGCUAGGGAUGCACAGAAACCGACGCCAUCUUGCAUUCAACCUAAACAUGCGUUUGUGCCUAUUGAGACUUACAGACAGACCCCUGGUGAUUACAGUGAAGACUGUCUUCAUCUUACAGUGUGGGCGCCAACAGACAAUGGUGGCCAUUUAGCAGUGAUGGUUUGGAUCUACGGUGGGGGUUGGUAUUUUGGAUCUACACGACCGUAUGAAGGUAAAUACCUUGCAGCAGAGAAUGACGUCAUCGUUGUAUCAAUGAACUACAGAUUAGGGCCUUUAGGCUUCAGCUACCUGGGGCCAGAUACCAUCCCUGGCAACAUGGGCUUGAUGGAUCAAAGACUGGCCCUACAGUGGGUGAAAGAUAACAUUGCCAACUUUGGCGGGGAUCCAUCCCAAGUGACCAUAUUUGGAGAAAGUGCUGGUAGUGGCAGCGUAGGUCACCACUUAGUGUCACCUCUGUCACGCGACGUGUUUGACAAAGCCAUCAUGCAAAGCGGGACUCACAUUUCUCCAUGGGCUUACGCUGUGCCCAAAACAGCAAAACGAAAGAUGAAGAGGUUUGCUGAUCUCCUCGAAUGUCCAUCAUCUUCAACUGAUGCAGACAUCUAUGACUGCUUGAAGACAGCAGAUGCCCAAACUAUGGCUGACGUUCAGCUCGGUAUGUUAGACGAAGGACUUGGAUUCAUACCAGUUGUGGAUGGCUACUUUCUCCCCGAUGACCCCACAACUCUUCUGUCCAGCGGUUCCAUCAAACAGACCAGUGUAUUGCAUGGUUUUACUAAAGAUGAAACAACACUGUUUUCGGCAAAAAUGUUGAUGCAGAUGAGAAACGUAUCGACAUUACCGGAAACAUUGAUUUUAAGUCGCCCAGAGUAUGAUCGUCUUCUUUCAGUUGACUUUGCAAGUGGUAAAGGAAUUCCAGAACCCCUUCGUCUGUUUUAUGAAAGUCAGAAAGCCCCCUUAAAGGAGGCACACUAUUUUGAUGUCGUAAAUCACUUGCUUUCGGAUACGGAAAUGAAAUGUCCUCAUCUUGAGUUUGACAGAUUGUACACUGCUGCUAACCCUACUUAUGUGUACAGUUUUAACCACCGGCUAUCAAUUAUUCCCUAUCCACAGUGGAUAGGAGCAACUCACUCCUACGAGGUUGAGUUUGUGUUUGGUUUGGUCCUCGAUGAGACUCUAGGAUGUACACAGGAGGAGGUGGAACUCAGCAGGACCAUCAUGACCUACUGGACCAACUUUGCCAAGUCAGGUGACCCUAACGCUCCGGUCCGAGUGAAGGUGGACUGGCCGGCCUCUGACAACACUGACCUCACCUACAUGGCCCUUGACGUGGGCAACAACUUAGCAGCAGGACACGGGGUAGUCCAUCACGAAUGUGUCUUCAUCAACAGGAUUCUACCCAUGAUUACUACAGACCCACCGGAAGGGCAGGAGUACUGCACGAGAGGAUGAAAGGACAGCCUAAUAAUAAUCAGUAAAAAUACAUGGAACCUGAUGAUUUGUAUGUGUCUGGUUUAACACUCUAUUAAAUAGUUUAUCAGUUAUAUCAUUGCAUGCCAGCUGGGUGGAGCAGGGAUAUGCAAAGAAGCCCAGAUCGGACACAGUUCUCGCAGUGAAUGGACGCAACUCUACAUAGAUAAUGUGACGCCUUCUCGCAUCCACCAUCACCCAAACCACACCCUUAUAUACCUAACUAUGACUGCAUGGAAUAAAUGAUUUGCCUGGU
This is a messenger RNA of Haliotis rufescens (red abalone), 2070 nucleotides long. RefSeq names its product acetylcholinesterase-like. Gene Ontology annotation, biological process: acetylcholine catabolic process; choline metabolic process. The record is from RefSeq and is a predicted model, not a curated record. Lineage: Eukaryota; Metazoa; Mollusca; Gastropoda; Lepetellida; Haliotidae. The transcript is spliced from 4 exons. Gene Ontology annotation, cellular component: plasma membrane. Bases 126 to 1796 code for a protein of 556 amino acids. Gene Ontology annotation, molecular function: acetylcholinesterase activity.